Molecule: messenger RNA, 9853 nt
Organism: Myxocyprinus asiaticus (Chinese sucker)
Lineage: Eukaryota; Metazoa; Chordata; Actinopteri; Cypriniformes; Catostomidae
Gene: mical3a
Product: microtubule associated monooxygenase, calponin and LIM domain containing 3a
Exons: 47
Coding region: 259-7638 (2459 amino acids)
Molecular function (GO): FAD binding; protein binding
Source: RefSeq, a predicted model, not a curated record
UCGAUCAACGUAUUAAAGCGAGAUCCUUCAAGUCAGCAAGAACCUUCGUCAGCAUCACCGACAUGUUGGACAACUGACGCUGGAUCUCCUCUCCUGCAGCGCCAUCCAGAUCGAGUCCCCGGUCUGUAGGCCUGUCGGGGCUUUCAUCCUGAACAUGGUGAAAAUGACCGACGCUGGAAGUUGAGUCUCAAACACAAAGACUCUGAGUGAGCUGGACGCGGGCUGUCCUGUAAUCCCCGCUCGUGGGGUUCAGGGACCAUGUGCGAUGGAGGUGUCGGUGUGGUAGGAGAUGGCGUGAAUAAGUCCCAUGUGUUGUUUGACCGCUUCGUCCAGGCCACCACCUGCAAAGGCACUCUCAAGGCUUUUCAAGAGCUUUGUGACUUCCUGGAACUCAAGCCCAAUGAAUACCGGGUGUUCUACCACAAACUCAAGUCCAAGCUCAACUACUGGAAAGCCAAAGCUCUCUGGGCCAAGUUAGACAAGCGUGCCAGCCACAAGGAAUACAAAAAAGGAAGGGCUUGUGCCAAUACUAAGUGUCUGAUCAUCGGAGCUGGGCCAUGUGGUUUACGUACCGCCAUAGAGCUGGGCUUCUUGGGAGCCAAGGUGGUUUUGCUAGAGAAAAGGGAUGCGUUCUCCCGAAACAACGUGCUACAUCUUUGGCCUUUCACUAUUCAGGAUCUGAGGGGUCUCGGAGCCAAGAAGUUCUACGGCAAGUUCUGCGCCGGAGCCAUCGACCAUAUCAGUAUACGACAGUUGCAGCUGAUGCUUUUGAAGGUUGCUCUUCUCCUUGGCAUUGAGAUUCAUGUUAAUGUGGAAUUCAAAGGCCUCAUUGAGCCACCAGAAGACCAAGAGAAUGAGAGAAUUGGGUGGAGAGCUGAUGUUCACCCCAAAACGCAUCCAGUUAAUGAGCUGGAGUUUGAUGUCAUCAUCGGAGCUGAUGGGAGGAGAAACACACUGUCAGGGUUCAGGAGGAAGGAGUUCAGGGGCAAAUUGGCUAUUGCUAUUACAGCCAACUUCAUCAACCGCAACACGACUGCAGAAGCAAAGGUGGAGGAGAUCAGUGGAGUCGCCUUCAUCUUCAACCAGAAGUUCUUUCAGGAUCUCAGAGAAGCCACAGGGAUUGACCUGGAAAAUAUCGUCUACUACAAGGAUGACACGCACUACUUUGUAAUGACUGCCAAAAAGCAGAGCCUACUGGAGAAAGGCGUCAUUCUGCAUGACUACGCAGACACAGAGAUGCUGCUCUCCAGGGCGAAUGUUGACCAGAAGGCUCUGCUCUCCUACGCCAGGGAAGCGGCCGAUUUCUCCACCAACCACCAGCUUCCUACGCUGGACUUUGCCAUCAACCACUACGGCCAACCUGACGUCGCCAUGUUUGACUUCACUUGCAUGUAUGCCUCAGAAAAUGCAGCGCUAGUCCGCCAGCGCAAUGGCUAUAAGCUGCUGGUGGCGUUGGUGGGAGACAGUCUUCUAGAGCCGUUCUGGCCAAUGGGCACUGGAAUAGCGAGAGGAUUCUUGGCAGGCAUGGAUUCAGCGUGGAUGGUGCGGAGUUUGGCUCAGGGAAACUCUUCUCUGGAGGUGCUUGCUGAACGGGAAAGCAUCUAUCGACUGCUGCCUCAAACGACGCCGGAGAACGUGAGUAAGAACUUCAGUCAGUACAGCGUGGAUCCAGCCACACGGUACCCAAACAUCAGCCUCCACCAAGUGAGACCCAACCAGGUGCAACAUCUGAUAGACACUGGAGAGACCAAGGAUUUGCGCAUUGAUAUGGAGAAUGUGGUCAACUCUUCAACUCCUAAACUCACAAGAAAUGAACUUCUACUUGAGAAGCUUUUGCAAGAGUCCAUCGUGCGCUCCAGUAAGCUGCUGAACUGGUGUCAGAGACAGACGGAGGGCUGCAGAGGUGUCAGCGUGUCUGAUCUCACCACGUCCUGGAAGAGCGGUCUGGCCCUGUGUGCGCUCAUCCACCGAUACAGGCCAGACCUCAUUGACUUUGACUCUCUGGAUGAGAAGGAUGUGGAGAAGAACAACCAGUUGGCAUUUGACAUGGCUGAAAAAGAGUUUGGGAUUUCUCCCAUCAUGACCGGGAAGGAGAUGUCUGUUGUGGUGGAGCCUGACAAGCUCUCGAUGGUGAUGUACCUCAGCCAGUUCUACGAGAUGUUUAAGGACACUGUGCCACCUGGUGAAAAUCACAACCUGAGUCCUGAGGAGAAGGCGGCAUUGUUUGCCAGCACUAAAUCACCCAUCUCGUUUCUCAGUAAACUGGGUCAAAGCAUCGCCAUCUCCCGCAAACGAAACCCAAAGGACAAAAAAGAAAAGGAACUGGAUGGAUUAGGGAAAAGACGGAAGACCAGCCAGGCAGGACAGUCGGAGGAUGAGGAUCUGCUGAGGGUUCAUCUAGACGACAGGCCUUCUAUAGCGACAGCCCUGACAGAACGUAAAAUCAACUCUGCUGCAGCAGCUAACAACAAUAACAAAGUGAAAUCGAUGGCCACACAGCUGCUAGCGAAGUUCGAAGAGAACGCUCCAGCACAGUCUACUGGACUUAAGAGACAGGGAGAUUCCAUGCCCAACCUGGGGCUCCUCCUGACCCCGUCUUUGGCCCCUCUCUCUCUGAAAGAGUCUGUGCGUCUGGCCCCGGUCCCGGCGUGGAGGAAGAGGCGCACACAGUUACAGGAGCAGAUGAGUUUCCGUUAUAAGGAAAGACUGAAGAGUCAAACUCUGCCCAGCAGACAAGAGCAGGCCAGCAGCGGUUCUGAGGUCUUAAGGAGCUGCCCUAAGAAAACUAUUCUCCUCUCUUCCUCCUCUCCUUCAUCUUCCUCAUUCUCUUCAUCGUUUGUUCCACACACACAGGAAGUUAGCCUGCCUAAUGUGGACGAAUUAGAGCCAAUACACAUCCCUAGCAUUCAAGAGAGAGCUGAGACUCUAAUCACUAAGUUUACAGGCAAACCUGAGAGGAAGAACAAGCCACAGGUGAUGAAAAAGCCAUCACGGUUCUUUAUUGAGCAGUGGCUUUUGACCCACGGGUUCAGUCCUGAGCAACCCCUCCUGCCCUCUGACCCCCUGCAUCAGGAGAGGGAGUUUUUGCGAUCUGAUGAUCAUGUGCCUUUACACGUCCCCAGCGUUCAGGAGAGAGCAGAGAGGUUCACCUCUCAGUUUAAAGACAAACCAGCAAAACCAAAGUCAAAGAGAAAGCCGUCACACUUCUUCAUAGAGCAGUGGUACAGAGCGUGUGAUGUGAGCUCUGAUAGCCCACGCUUCUCACCCGGCUCUUUCCGGCAGCAUUAUGUGAAGAUGUGCACAGGGGGUGUGAGCUCACUGGCUGAGCAAAUAGCCGAUCAGCUUCAGGCUCAGGAUGACCCCAGGCCCCUUCUUGAGAAAAGGGAUUUGGGUUCCUUGCGUAAGGAGUUUCCUCAGAACAUCGGCGGCAGUGAUGUGUGUUUCUUCUGUCAGAAACGGGUCUACGUGAUGGAACGUCUCAGCGCAGAGGGAAAGUUCUUCCAUCGCAGCUGCUUCAAAUGCGACUACUGCGGUACCACCCUCCGUCUGUCCUCGUACGCCUUCGACGUGGAGGAUGGGAAGUUUUACUGUAAACCGCACUAUUGCUACCGACAGUCUGGUCUGGCACAGAGGAAACGGCCUGCGCCCGCUCCAGCUCCAGUAAAACCAAAGGAGCCCCAGGUGUCGGCCGUAAACCACAACGCAGUGGACGCCACGGGCCAAGCCGUAACAUCUCAAGCACCUGUGGAGCGCCGUCCCUCAGAGGUGAACGGGGUGGUGGAGCCCAGCGUGGCCAAGCGUCUGAAAGGCACUCCAGAAAGAAUCGAGCUGGAGAACUACCGUCUGUCUAUGAUGAGAGAGGAGGAGCUGGAGGAGGUGCCGGAGGAAACGCUGGCAGAACACAAUCUCAGCAGUGUGCAGAACAAAAACACAGAUGUGGGGGAGGGAUCCAGUAGUUCAGAGUCUGAUAUGGAGGAAGAGGAUGAAGAGCCAGAAGAGGCCGGGCCGUCUGAUCUGGGUGGAGUGCCCUGGAAGGAGGCUGUGGAGCUCCACGCUAGGCUAAAAGGAGGAAGUGACCCUGAGGCAGCAGAAGACGAGGAUGAGGAUGAGGAAGAUGAGGAUGAGGAAGAGUCGUCGUCAAGUGAUGCAGGAGAGUAUUUCCCCUGGCAGAGAGAGAUUCAGUCAGGUCUUUGGCUGGAGAAUCUCACAGAUGAAGAGGAUACGGGUAGAUUUAAAGCCAGGAACCUGCAGAUCCAGCAAUCCAUACAGCCGGUGGACCCUCUGGACAUACGGAUGGACAGCCACUGGACGGCAGUACAGACUGAAGGGAUGAAGGACGGCUCGGUGUCGCCCUCAGGGUCUCAGCCCUCGCUGAACACCCAGCUCACGCAGCCCACCUCCUCCACAGCCCCCUCCCACAAGUCCGUGCGUCAUGAGGCUGUCAGAGCCUGGUUGGAUUCCAUGUCUGGAGAGCCCUGUGAACAGGAGGAUGACCCAGGUGCAAAGGUGGACAGUCCUGACAUGGAGCCGGGCUCUGAACUAGAUCAAGAGGACAUUCCCUCUGACGCUGAGGCUGAAGCUCGUUCACACUGUGUAGAUGAAGCGGUGACGCUUCCUGUGGAUAACAGUAAACCAGAGUGCCAGGGACAAGUUUCCAUAACUGAGAAAACAUCUGCAGCUCCAAGGGAACUGAUUGUUGACGUUGUGCUAUCUCCAAUCCAAAAACCUGCUUUACCCAUUGAGGAGGUGAAAGAGGCUUCUCCUGUAAUAUUAGUGAAAUCUCCAGGAGCACGGUUCUUCCCGGAGCCCUAUUUACCUGAUGAUGUCAAACCAACGAUUCCCUCGCCACAGACUCCUGAUACUAAAAGUCCCCAUUCUCUUGUUGCUCAAAUUCUUGCGGCAUCCCCAAUCUGCUCCAAACCUGCUCCAAACUCAGAAACCGUGUCUCCCGAAUCUCCUGUCCAGCUCCAGCCGUGUGUCUGUUCUCCAACAGGUAAUCCUUUGUCUCCGAUCUGUGCCCAGUCACAACCCUACCAUGAGCCAUCCUCACCCCUUUCCUCAAGCUCCCCGGUCAGGACUCAGCCAAUCCCAGCCAUCACAUCCACUCCUUUAGCCAAACCUGCUUCAGAGAAGAGAACUGAGGAACCCUUUUCUGCUCCGAAAGAAUUAGACGCAACUCCUGCCAAGAAAACAGACCUCAUUGAGGAGUUCUGGUUGAAGAGUGCUGAGAUCCGAAAGAGCUUAGGACUCACUCCUCUCGACAGAAGCCAAAUAACAGUAGAGAAGAAUUUUGUGAAAGCUUCAACCCCUGAAUCAUCUUCACCCAAGUCGUAUACCCCAGAUGACUUAUCUGAAGAACAGAAGCCCACAUUCACAGGUCGAUCAAUCAUACGGAGGAUCAACAUUACUUUGGAAGGACAGGUUGUAUCUCCAGUGGAAUCCAAGAGUAAUGGUUCAGAGAAGAAGGACUUGAGCAGCAGUUCAGGAUUGGGUCUAAAUGGAAGCGUGACCACCAGUCAGACUGCAGCUAGUGACAGCUACAACAACUCUGAUUCCACUAUGCUCACUCCUCCAUCCAGCCCUCCUCCACCUCCACCCAAUGAGGAGCCGGCCCCCCUCAAGAUCAAAAAGCCUCAGGUUUCUUGGGACAACCUCCUGGAAGCCAAUGAGGAGCCCAAAUCUGAGACUGCGCCCUCGAAACCGAAGACUCCAGUCAGUCCUCCUCAACCAAAACCAGUCACGGCCCCAGUGGCGGCUCCUCGAGCUAACCCACCUGUUGUGAUGAGGGUAAAAGAACCAAAUAAACCACGCAGGGAGGAAGUGAGGAAGUCUUUUGUGGAGUGCGUAGACGAGAUACCAUUUGCUGAUGACGUGGAAGACACGUACGACGACCGCACCCCUAAUACAAGCGCUCCGGAAAAGUUUUACACACCACCGACAAGCAAGGUCAGCCGAGAAAAAACACCUUUCCAUCUGCCAUUGGCAAUGGAAAACGGCAAGCCCCACAUUCCUGGAGGUGUGUCCCGGACUACAAAGGCUUCCCAACAGUUUUCUCCAGAAGCCAAGGAAAUAGCAGAAGAACGAAUUAAGGCACGGGAAAAGUCUGUGAAGAGCCAAGCUCUGAAAGACGCCAUGGCCCAGCAGCUCACUAAGAUGAAAGAAUCGGAGGCUGCCAAGGGCGCUGUAGCAAAAGUUGCCUGGAACGUUACCGAGGCAACAGGGAAAAACAAAAAGCAAUUAGAAGCCCCCAAGGACUCUGCUGUAAUGGUCUUGGAGUCCAAAAAGCAGAUGGAGGUGCUCCCUGAUCGUUUCUUUACCUCUCCGGCCAGUACGACCUUAGACAGUUCUGUCACUUCUUCAGAGAGCUCCACUGGAGGCAAAAGCAAGAAACGCAGCUCACUUUUUUCUCCACGUAAGAACAAAAAGGAAAAGAAAGCCAAAAAUGAAAGUAGACUGUCUGGCACUGAAGUGACACCACCCAAGCACAAGUCUUUGUGGAAGGCAGUCUUUUCCGGGUACAAGAAAGACAAAAAGAAGAAAGAUGACAAGUCGUAUACAAGCACACCCUCAAGCUCUACAACUGUAGAUUCAGGGAAGAAAAAAGAGUCUCCUCUGGGCAGGUCCUCAGAUUUACAUUUGCGAAGAAAUCUCAGCUUUUCCGAGGACUCAGAUCUCUCCUGUGAUGAUGUUCUGGAAAGAUCUUCUCAGAAGUCCAAGGCUGAUCAUCAUGUGGACCUGUUUGACUUGGUGUCAGAUUUGAAAAAAGAUGCGAUGAAAGAGGAGAAAGACAAAGAAAGGGAUAAGGACAGGGCAAGGGAAAAGGAGAGAGUUACGGAGAAAGGAAAUGAAAGGGAGAGGGAGAAUGAAAGAAGAGUUAAAGAAAAGAGGAUAAAAGGAAAAGAGGUGGAGUCUGUUUAUGUUCCUCAUGCAUUGGCGUUCAAGAGAUCGUAUGCUACAAAGAAGACGUACACAGAGGAGGAACUCAAUGCCAAGCUGACGAGGAGGGUGCAGAAAGCGGCCCGGAGACAAGCCAAACAAGAAGAGCUCAAGAGGCUCCACCGAGCUCAGAUCAUUCAGAGACAGCUGGAGCAGGUGGAGGAGAAACAGAGACAGUUAGAAGAGCGAGGUGUCGCGGUGGAGAAAGCUCUGCGAGGGGAAGCAGACUAUUGGGGAGAGUCUAAUUACAGUGAGAUCCUGGAUUUGCAUCUGGGUGUUGAGCCCUAUGUCGGGACCCCUCGCCGAAGAGCCCUGUACCUCUGCCCCUGCUGUGCCCCUGAAGGAAUGGGUAAAAAGGAGGAUCCAAAGCUGAUGCAGGAGUGGUUUAAACUGGUGCAGGAGAAGAAUGCUUUGGUGCGCUAUGAAUCAGAGCUGAUGAUAUUUGCUCGUGAGUUAGAGUUGGAGGACAGACAGAGUCGAAUGCAGCAGGAUCUGAGAGAGCGCAUGGCAGUGGAAGACCAUCUAAAGACAGAGGAGGAGCUGGCAGAAGAGAAGCAGAUCUUGAAUGAGAUGUUGGAGGUGGUGGAGCAGAGAGAUUCUCUGGUGGCGCUGCUGGAGGAACAGCGACUGAGAGAGGAGGAGGAGGAUAAAGACCUGGAGGCCGUGAUGCUUUCCAGGGGUUUCAACCUGAACUGGGCUUAACUAAACAAUGACAGUAGAUCGUUCUCUUCCAGGUCACUGGUCGCGCCAGUUGCACUGCAGGCCCAGUUUUUUGUUUUUUUUCAGGCACAUCAACAGCAUUUACAAAUCCGCUCCCAAGCACAUUGAUGAUGCUAACUAGUUCUGUCGCGCCUCACCCCUCGGCAGCCAAGGCAUCGGUCCUCUCAAUCAGAAUGGGGAUUUGUUUGUGUGUGUGUUCAUUUGAUUUGUUUUUUCCACAGUUUUUGGUCUUGCAAAAGGGACACAUCAAUCCUGCUGAUGUCAAGAAAGUCUAAGACUAGUGAAUCCUACACAAACUGAAAACACUACAUUUUCCAAUGAAUGUCUGAUCAAUCACCUGUUACGUUUUAAGUGGAGAGAGGUCUUUGGACUUGAUGUACUCUUAACAUUUUUCCACCUUGACUACUGACUGAUAAAAGGAACUGCUAACAUCCGAGCUGUCUUUUCAGUUGUCAUAUAAAACACUAAGCCAUCAAUGACAACUGAUGAAUGCAUUAUUUGUGGACAUAUCUUCAGUUUGUAGCAGUGUAAAAUGUUUUCCAGUCUGUCAAUAGCCACCUAAUAUUAUUUGAGAUAUUACUGUAAGCUGGGAGGCGAAACAGCGUACUUAAUGUUGCGUACUUUAAAUAUGUUAGAAGUGCUGAGAAAAACUCACUUUACCAUUAAAACUUAAAAGAUUGACUGGUUUCACUUCGUCUCCAGUGGUGUUACCACACAUAUAUCAAAAAACAGUUUACAAUCAUUUAUAAUCCUUUAAUAUCUGCUACUUUUACUAUAGUUUACAUAAAGCAGUGGAGUAUUUAUUAGUAUUAGUAAUGUAUUAAAGAAUAUUUAUAUAUAUAAAGAUACAAUCAAAUGCAUUAUGCAUUUUCUUAGUUGGUCAGUGGUUUUAAGAACAAAAAAGGCACCCACAGCUUUUGUGACUUUAGUUCAUAUCUGAUCAAAUGGAGAAGAUGCUCAUUUUCACAUUUUAAUUACUCUCCACCAAGGUUUCCACUGUCUCCAGUUUUAAAGCAACAUGCCGUUUUAACUUUUCAUGCAACAGCUUUUCACAUCCACAGAGUUUACUUAUGUUUUCAGAGUGAGUUUUUAUUUAUAAUUGUCUUUGUAAAAUAAUUUUCAACACCGCCAACUGACAUCUUUGCUGAUUAACAGUGGGUGCUCUCAAGUUUUGUUCAUCUUGGAACAGAUGCACGUUUGCCUUUUUUCCCCUAAGUGUGCAUUUCAUUUCAGUCACCAUUAAAGAUGGGCACAGAUGUGUUUUUUUCUUUUUCUUUGUAAGUACAGAUAACUGAAUGAAAAUGUACACAUGGUCAACGCUAGUUAUUGAGACUGUAAAAUGUUUGACAGAUUUUAGGGUAUUUAUUAACAUGUGUGAAAACUGUAUAAUAUGUAAAGAAAAUGAAUCCUAAUUUUUUUAAGAUAUGUUGGCUUUUGAAAAUGCUUCAUGUUGCUAAUUUGCAUAUUGGAUGUUGGAUGUAUGCAAAGGCAAUAAAUAAUGCCAUCGUUAAAAAUUAAGGUGAUUAUUUUUUUCAUUGCAAUGUUGCUUUUAUUACAGUGCCUGCGAGAACACAGAGAAAUCUGCAUUUGUCUAAACACUUAUGCAAUUAAUUCAGCUCCAAAAAGCACAUAAAGGCAGCAUAAAAGUAAUCCACAAGACAUCAGUGGUUUAAUCCAUGUCUUUAGAAGUGAUAUGAUCAAUAUUUAAAUAAAUGUUUACUAUAAAUAUCCACAGUGACUUUCUGAGGUGAAAGUGGAGAUUUACAGUAAAAAGGACUUAAAUAUUGAUCUGUUUCUCGCCCACACCUAUCAUAUAACUUCUGAAGACAUGGAUUAAACCACUGGAGUCUUAUGGAUUAAUUUUGUUUCCUUUGUGUUUUUUGUGCUUCAAAGUUCACUUGCAUUGUAUGGACCUACAGAGCUGAAAUAUUCUUCUAAAAGUCUUCAUUUGUGUUAGAAAGUCGUACACAUCUGGAAAUGAGUGUUUUCGUUUUUGUGUGAACUGUCCCUUUAAACUAUAAGAAUCCAUUGAGAAAUACAAAUUAUUGCAUGUUAAAAACUAUGAUCUUUAAAACAGUGAAAUAAAUAUAAACCAUUUCCAUAUUUGUGUGAAGAUUGUUUCUAUCAAAAAUUAUGACUGUCCCACAUUUGUGGCAUCAUUUCCACCACACUAAACAAUUUCACCCCUAAUAAAGUU